This is a messenger RNA of Brugia malayi, 240 nucleotides long. NCBI's taxonomy places the organism in Eukaryota, Metazoa, Nematoda, Chromadorea, Rhabditida, Onchocercidae. The record is from the annotation of a RefSeq genome assembly.
ACAACAACCAAUAUGAAUGAAUGUGCCACGUUUAUUUUGAUUACAGUAAAGCUUAUUGCAGAGAUGAAUGAGUGGUGCAGUACAUUUUCCUUCAGCCAAAUGUUCAUAUGAAUUUUUUUAGCUAUAGGCGCUGCAACUGGCAAUGCUGAAGUACCGAUGGAAUGCUGCUGCUGCCGCUGCUAUAUUAUGGUAAUUAGUUAUCUCGUAUCGAUUGAUGACUUUCCUCUGUACAUUAUGGAU